Malaclemys terrapin pileata is the source of this 3250-nucleotide messenger RNA. RefSeq names its product Purkinje cell protein 4 like 1 (gene PCP4L1). The transcript has 3 exons. The coding region runs from base 912 to 1124 and encodes 70 amino acids. The record is from RefSeq and is a predicted model, not a curated record. NCBI's taxonomy places the organism in Eukaryota, Metazoa, Chordata, Testudines, Emydidae.
GAAGGAAGCGGAGGCGCAGAGGGACCCUGCGCGGGCUGGAAAAGCCCCGGCGGGGAUCUCUGUCUCCGCUCAGCCGCUUCCUGCGGGGCAGGGCCGGGGCAACAGCCAGGGGCUGGUACCCAAGGGUUAUGUAACGGCGCCAGCCGCUCCCGGAGACCCCUAGCUGGGGCGACCCGGAGCCUGCACUCCAGGGAGCCCGAGGGCUGUGCCGGGGGCAGCCCGGCAGGAGCCCAGAGGAAGGAAUCCCGUGCGGGGACAGGGCACGGCCAGAUCCCGAGAACGGGGGCCCGGGCGGCCUAUGGAGAGGGGAGUGGGGUGGGCUGACCCCGCCGAGAGGCACCUGCCUGCGCAGCCCCCCUCCGGUCCCAGCCCCCCCACCCAGCUGCCUGGGCGCAGCCCCCACCCCCACAGUCCUCAGCUUCACCCCAGCUGCCUGGACACAGCCCAGACCCCCUGCCGCCCCCUCCAGCUGCCUGGGCGCAGCGCAGACCCCCUGCCGCCCCCUCCAGCUGCCUGGGCGCAGCCCAGACCCCCUGCCGCCCCUCCCCAGCUGCCUGGGCGCAUCGGAGACCCCCUGCCGCCCCCUCCAGCUGCCUGGGCGCAGCGCAGACCCCCUGCCGCCCCCUCCAGCUGCCUGGGCGCAGCGCAGACCCCCUGCCGCCCCCUCCAGCUGCCUGGGCGCAGCGCAGUCCCCCUCCCUCCCCGCUCCUGUUUACUCUCGUCCCGCCUUAGCCUAGUUUGGAAAUGCAGCAGAGCGCUGCGCUCCCCCAUUGGCUGCCCGGGGCUGUCAGUCGGGCGCCGCGCGGGGUCCGGCCAUAUGCUAUAAAGGCGGCGAGGGCGCAGCCGGCUCCAGACCCGCGGAGCCGCGAUCGCCGCGUAGCGUCCACACCAGGCCCGCCCCGCGCAGCGCCAUGAGCCAGCUCAGCUCCAAUGAGUCCCCAGCCCCCAGCCAGGCUCCCGGCCGUGAGGAGAAAGCCAAAGCCGGGAACACCAAGAAGGUGGAGGAGGAGGAGGAGGAGGAGAUAGACAUUGACCUGAACGCGCCCGAGACUGAGAAGGCAGCGCUUGCCAUCCAGGGCAAGUUCCGUCGCUUCCAGAAACGGAAAAAGGACCCCAGCCCCUGAGCAGCUCUGCCACCCUGUCCCCACCGUCCCCCAUCCCCCCUCUGCCAGCACAACCCGGCUCGCCCCGUGUUUGCUCGCUCCUGCCCUGCCCAGCCCAACUUGGGCUGUUGGUAUUUUGCACGUUCUAUGUACCUGGUUUCGGGGGACGAGGGGCUCCCCAGACCCAGCUGCACCCACAUGCCGAACUCCUGCCUGGGAAAGCGGGGCAUCCUCUUCUUAUAGCCAUGAUGUCGGCACGGCAGGCUCCUGGUGCCAUCCUCAGAAAGCCAUGAAGGGGCCACGGGCCCCAGGCUGGACAGUGCCUCCUGGGGGCCUCAGGCCAAGGUAGGGGCAGCCCUGGGAGAGUCCUGGGCUGGAAUUCAGAGCCAGCUGGACAUAACUGCCCAUUAGCCCUGGCUAAGCCAACUCCUGGCAUGAGGGGUUCUGCUCUUGAGCACCCCCCCAUCCUGAGUGGACACCCCUGAGCCACCCCACCCUGACCUAAGGGGGGGCUGCCCCUUAGCUCCCCUACACCCCCAUCCUGAGCAGCUUCCCAUCAACCCCGGCCCAUGGGGCCACCCACUCCCACCAGGGACCCUGACUGGGACAGCCAGAGGCCCAGGACCAGAUGGGGGGUGGGGGUACAGAGCCAUGCAGGGGGAGGGGAAGGGCCAUAAAGCCAGAUGGGGGGGAUCAGAGCUGAGUAGACCCAGGACCACGAGGGGCAGGCAGGGCUAGUGGGUGGAGGACAGGGCCUAUGGCCAGGCCAGGAGGGGGAAGGGCCCUAGGUGGGGUGUGUGUACUGCAGGAUGCCCCCCAGUCCCGUGGGACCAGGCCUGAAUUGCAGAUAAACAGGGCAGGCCCCACCAAAUGUCUAGGCUCCCCCAGGGCCAGGCAGGGGAGGGGGUCUGGGGCCAGGAGAGGGGCAAGGUCACCUUUCCCGCCAGGAUUUUCUUAGACAACAUGGGGGCCGGAGGCAGCUGGUGACCCCUCCCCUGGGCUGGUGUUGCCUGGAGCCGUGGACAGAGAUGACUGUGGGGUGGGGGUGGGGGAUGUCCAGGCCCUGCUGGGGAGCAGGAGCCAGGCUUUGAUCUGCUUCGGCCGGGUGGGGAGCUCCUGCUCUAAGCCCCACGUAGCGAGCACACGAUGUGUCCGUACUGGCUCCUUGGAGAACCCUCCCCACUGCGAACAAGGGGGACUCCCCCCGAGUGGAAACGCCCUCCCCCAUUGGGGGACAAUGGGGAUCCCUUCCCACACAGAACAAUGGGGAUCCCCCCGACUGGGAACAGUGGAGAUCCCCAUCCCCCCACUGUGAAUGAUGGAGACCUCCUGUCCCCCAAUUAGAACAAUGGGGAUACCCCCUACUGGGAACAAUGGGAACUCCCUUCCCCCCCCCCCCGACUGGGAACAAUGGAGACCCCUGUCCCCCAUUGGGAAGAAGGGAGACUCCUGAGCGCAAUGAGCAUGGCUGGGUGCCAAGGUGUGGGGAGGGGGAGGGCACUGGGGUGCUAGGGAUUGGGGCGCAGGGCACAGCUGUGAGCAGGAGGAGGUAGCAGAAGGCAGCCGGAGUGAGGGGGUUGGUGGGUCGGAGAUGAGGGCUGGACAGGGAGAAAGGAACAAGUGAGCCAGAGCUGGAGGGGGUGGCAUUCCCCAGUGGGGCUAGCAGAGGGGAGCUCCAGGCACUGGGAGCCCAUGGCACUGCACCCCGUCCCCCCCAAUUAAGAGAGGCACUGAGUCCCCCCCAGCUUAGGCAGGAGUCCUAGGUACUCCCCUCCCCCCGCUUCCAGGGCCCCAGUCCAUGCAGCGUCUCAGCCGUCUCAGCUGUCCCCCUCCACCCGUGCCCCUCUCAAGCGUUGGGCUGACACCGUCCCACUGUUGUGCCUCCUGCUGCUGGCACAGCCCCCCCAGCACUGUAAGGCCUCGGUGUUCCCCAGCAUUGGAUUCAACCCGCAUCUACCCCCAGCCCGCCAGGAGCUGCAGCCCGAGCACCAGGGAGCGCUGUGCAGCUGUGCGCGAUUGGAGGGGCCAGGCCGCACCGUCCCCUGGCCGUAGCACUGGGGGGACGAUGCGGCCCGCAGGGCGGACACAGCUGCUGCGAGGACUGGCUCUUUUAGCAUGUUUACGUAAUAAAACGUCUGGGAACAGUG